Molecule: messenger RNA, 2172 nt
Organism: Leptomonas pyrrhocoris
Lineage: Eukaryota; Euglenozoa; Kinetoplastea; Trypanosomatida; Trypanosomatidae
Exons: 1
Coding region: 271-2172 (633 amino acids)
Molecular function (GO): protein binding
Source: RefSeq, a predicted model, not a curated record
AGGCGCAUAGGCUUUCUCGCCUUCAGAUAGUUCAAAUAUAUAUACAUACACUGUUUAUUUCCGCGUGACUCGACUCGCUUCUCACUGUCCUGGUGAAACCCCAUAUCGGCGCCCAACUCCUUUUCUUUUUUUACCUCUUCUGGUCGUGCUCGCGCGGUGAAGCUCAAGAAACGCACACGUCCUUUUUGAUAGCUUCUUCAUUUUCUUCUCGUUAUCGUUCUCUCUUUGCAGUUCAUCGAAAAACGCUCGACACACGCAACGCCGACGUCCAUGGCCAGCUUCCUCUCCGUCGCUCCAGACAACGUCCUGGACUCCAUUUUCAUCUUCUGCGACUACGGCGAGCUCUUCGCCAGCAGCCACGUGUGCACCUCCUGGCGGCGUCGCACCGGCAACUCCAUCAUGUGGAGACGCGUCGCCCAAGAAGAUUUGGAUCGUGCUCGCGGUACCGAGUACCAAAUUGUCGCUACACCGGUGCAGAAACGCGCCGGGCUGUCGUCGUCGUUCAACGUGGCCCACCUCUACACCGUGGAGGUGCGAACACGCCGAUGUCAGCGCGAGCAACACGAGAGCGCAGCGUAUGGUGAUGGUGCGGGGCGACACGGCGGCGGGUACGCCUCCCACGGCUACAGCAACAGCAGCAACAGCAGCGGUGCCCGCACCGUGCCGUCCUACGCGCAAAACCUUCAAAUGUACUCGUUUGGCGGAGGGUCAACCUCUGCCAUCGCCGCCUCCGUUGAACGCGUCUACGGUGGCGGUGGCGGUGGUGGUGAGCUGGAGCGCAACCCGUCUUCCACAUGUUUCGCGACGCUGGGCAGUACGGCGAAGGUGCGGCGGGUGUGCAUGCGGUACCUCCAGCCCCUACGCUUCACCGCAGGUGACGCUGUUGCUGCUGCGCUGCUCCGCGCCUCUCGGAACGCAGCCCACGCCGUGGCGUCCUCCGUCGCGGAGGACUCGCACGACGACGCGGCGGAGGGAGAAAAGGCGUUGCCCCUGUGGGAGGACGGCUCGAUUCUUCGCCGCGGCGUGCUGCUGUGUGACCCGCACGACCCGUGCACCUUCUGCUACUACGCCGCCACGCUGCGUCGUCCGUGGUGCACGGUGCUGAUGGACCGCUUUGUGGUCGACGACGCCCUUCUCGUGGACUUCAUCACGCACAACCGCGACGGCGACGGCGGUGGCAACAGCGAAGCAGCCACCUGUAUUGAUCUUGCUUUCCGAGUGGAGGAGCUGCCGGUAGUGCGCAACGACCCACGUGAUCCCUCACACCUGGUCAAGCCUGCGCAGCCUGUGGGCAUACGAAUUGGCGUGAUUGAAGAGUCCCAGCUGGACGCAUACCGUCGCGGGCUGCAGCAGGUGGUCAGCAGCAUGGCGUUCUACUCCCUUUCGGAUGCGCAGAACGCCGACGACGAAAGCGCCACUUCCGCCAGUAAAGAUUCCGACGACUUCUACGGGAAUGACCACCGCGCCAACCCGACUCACAACACUACCGCCUCGCAGGACUACGCUUGGGGUGCGUUGGACGCCGGUCCUACUGGUCGAGGAAUCGCCGGCGGUGGCGGUGUCUCAUGGAGCUACACAGCCCGCGGUGGUCACACCCUGAGCGACGACGUCGACGAUCCCAACUCGGCGGCCGCAGCCGAGGCAGAAGUCGCGGCGUGGCUGCAGGCGAGCGUGCGAGAAGCCACGCAGGCCUCACCGGAUCACAGUGGGGCGGCGAAGACUUCCUACUCUCCCUCUGCAUCGUCAAAGCCGCUGGAGUUUUGGGCACAGGCACCCGACACCCGCGCCCCGACGUCAACGCGGGCACCAACAGCGGCUCCGUACACGAGCCACAGCAGCGCCGCCCACAAGCGAAGCGCAGUGAGCGCGGCCGUGUCAAACGACGACGACGGCGGCGCCUUUGUGCUAGGCGAUACUCCUGGUAGCUUUGGUUACGAUACCGAGGGCGGCUACAUCUCCGAGGCGAGCAGCUACCCUUUGGGUGCCCCGCUGCAGAAGGGGGACGUGGUGCAUCUUCAAUUUUUCCACGAUGAAGACGUCAUUGUGGUGACCCGCAACCGCGAGCGCUUGGGCACCCUUGUCGCCGAUGCCUUCUCGGAGCGGCAGCGGUGGUGUGUAGCCGUAUCACUGCAGAACUGCGGUGUGCGUUUCAUUCCGCCCAGACUGAACUAA